CCACCUGACACGUGGUCACAGUCACACGACUCGACGCAUUACAAAAGGGCAACCACGUUAGUAGCAGCGAUCAACGGAGCACAGACAGCAUCACGUACACUGAGAGCGUGGCUAGCUAGCUAAACUCGUGAAGAUUUUGUCGCCUGCUUCAGUCUUCGGAACUCGCGAUCUUGGACUACUCGCACACCUGAUCAAAGCUAGUUAAACUUGUGCUGCUCGAUCGAUCCGCCGUCGUUUCUUGCUUCUUCACUCAGCACGCGCACGUCGCGCGCCAUGCUGUCCACCGCCCGCACGACGUGGUCGCCGGCGUGCGCUGGCCGGCGCCGGCCGUGCUCUGACGCGUCGAGGCGUGCGUCGGUCUUCCUGCCCGGCGGUGUCCACGCUCCGUGGCCGCGCUCUCACUCUGUGGCAGCGCGCGUCGCCAGCUCCUCGACCAACCCCGCAGGCUGCCUCGAGGCGGCCGCGCCGUGGAGUGGCAUCGCGCGGCCCGCGCCGCCGAUCAUGGACAUCGACCUCGCUGCCCCGGCCGUUUCGUCCGAGGAGAGGGUGCGUCAGCUAGUGAUGAAGCAGGCGGGUCUUGCAGCGGCCGCCGCGGCGAGGACGCCCAGGAUGGCGCAGCUCGCCGGGCGGGACGCCGGCGCGCUGGACGUGGCGUUCGACCGCUGCGGCGCGGUGUGCAAGGAGUACGCCAAGACGUUCUACCUCGCGACGCAGCUGAUGACGCCGGAGAGGAGGCGCGCGAUCUGGGCGAUAUACGUGUGGUGCAGGAGGACGGACGAGCUGGUGGACGGCCCGAACGCGGCGCACACGUCGGCGCUGGCGCUGGACCGGUGGGAGUCGCGCCUCGAGGACGUCUUCGCGGGCCGGCCCUACGACAUGCUCGACGCGGCGCUGGCCGACGCCGUCGCCGCGUUCCCCGCCGUCGACGCCCGGCCGUUCCGGGACAUGAUCGAGGGGAUGCGCAUGGACCUCGCCAGGUCCCGCUACGCCACCUUCGACGACCUCUACCUCUACUGCUACCGCGUGGCCGGCACCGUCGGGCUCAUGACCGUCCCCAUCAUGGGCGUGUCCCCGGACUCUGAAGCCGACCUUGGGACGGUGUACGCCGGCGCGCUCGCCCUCGGCGUCGCCAACCAGCUCACCAACAUCCUCCGAGACGUCGGCGAGGAUGCGAGGAGGGGCAGGAUCUACCUGCCGCAGGACGAGCUCGCCAUGGCCGGCAUCUCCGAGGCCGACAUCUUCGCCGGCCGCGUCACCGACGAGUGGAGGAGCUUCAUGAAGGGACAGAUCGCGAGGGCGAGGACCUACUUCCAACAGGCCGAGCAGGGCGCCGCCGAGCUCAACCAGGAGAGCCGAUGGCCGGUCUGGGCAUCUCUGCUUCUGUACCGGCAGAUCCUGGACGAGAUCGAGGCGAACGACUAUGACAACUUCACCAAAAGGGCCUACGUCCCCAAGGCAAAGAAGCUGGCGGCGCUGCCCAAAGCUUACUUCGAAUCACUCAGGCCUCCUCCUUCUCAGAGGCACUCAUAGUCUGCUCCAGCCCUAACAGUAAUAGGGAUGAAUCACUAGGUAGAUCAGCCUGGUCUAAUUAGUGUCAUUAGUGAACAUAUUUAGUACUCCUGUAGUACGUAGCAGUGAUGUACAGUACAAAAUUCAGGCUGAUGAGGACAUAUCACACAUGACCUGUGUGUGUGGUGUUGCUGUUGGAAACUUGCGAGUUCCUGGAAUGUACAUAGUGCUGCAGAUGAAUUGUAUAUAUGUUAGAGACGAAUGUGUAUAGUGAAGGUGGAAUAAAAACAGAUAAGUGAUGUGGUUAAGUG
Lolium perenne is the source of this 1820-nucleotide messenger RNA. Lineage: Eukaryota; Viridiplantae; Streptophyta; Magnoliopsida; Poales; Poaceae. The record is from RefSeq and is a predicted model, not a curated record.